Messenger RNA from Phytomonas sp. Hart1, 2805 nucleotides. Lineage: Eukaryota; Euglenozoa; Kinetoplastea; Trypanosomatida; Trypanosomatidae. The record is from the annotation of a GenBank genome assembly.
AUGCCAGUUAUCUUAAACAUAGAUGCAUGCUCUAAUUAUGAGCCAUCGGAAACUGAAAUCAUAGAAUACGCAAAGUGGCUUGGUAUGGAUCUUCUCGAGGAUAAACAAUUUCUUUGGAUUGCACGUGAGGGGUUGAAAGCUCCGCUUCCUGAAAAUUGGAAAGCUUGUGAGAGUGACAAAGGUGAACUCUAUUAUUUCAACCUUAAAACCGGUGAAAGUAUUUGGGAUCAUCCGAUGGAUGAUUAUUUUAAAAUGCUAUUUAUGGAUGAAAAGAAGAAUCUAACAUCUCGAAGUAUUUCUCGUGGUUCGAAUCGUGAGCACGAUCAGGUUCAACAAAAAACAAGUUCAAGGUCCAAACGCCGUGUUGUGGAAAUUUUGAGAGAAGUAGGUCAAAAACAAAAUAUAGAAUCAGAAUGCAGCUCGAAUGCACGCGAACUCAAUUGUUUUAAUUUCAAAAAGGCGAUUACUCCCCAAAUAGAGAUGAAUUUUAACGUGUCUCCUAACAAAACUGAACCGAUAAGUCUACCUGAGGCACAAAAAUAUCAGAAUACUAAAUCGUGUAAUUCUCCCAAUGGAAGAUUUACAAAUUCACAAGAAAAAAAUAGUCCACUGGCUCGGGCAAUAUCUAUAGUUGAUAUCAAUAGUCAAAAAAAAGCAGAGAAAAUACAAAAAAAGUCAAGCACCAAUAAGAUUUUAUCGGGAUCGGUAAGAACAACAUCAAAUGAAUUUAUUAAGGAAAAGGACAAUCAUAAUGAUGAUUCACCAGAUGUAGGUAUGAAGAACAGGCAUAAUCUUGCACCAUUGAAUACUAUUGACCCGAAAAAAGAAAAAGAAAGGCCUCAAAGUGAUAAUGAGAGAAAACCCCAAGAUUUGAAGGGGUUCUUUGAAGAUGAAAAUCAAAAAUCAUUACCCAUAUAUAAGCCAAAAUCUGAUGCAGCAUUAAAUGUCGAUCUCAGCAAAAUGGAAUCUGAGACAAUCAGAACUCAAGACCACCUUGAAAAGGAAUUAAGCGCUCAAAAAUCAAUAGGGCUUAAUGAAACUAGAGAGUUGACGAUAGAACAACUAAAUCUAGAAAAGAAGAAAGCUGAUGAUGAAAAAACGAAUAACUUGGAAGUUUUUACUAGUGAGCUUAGCUCAGAACGCGAAUUCAGGCGAAGAACUUAUGUACAGGAGCUGAAUGAAUUCCAAACACUAGUUUCAAGUGAACUAAAGGACUGUGUAUCAACACUUCUUAAUGAGUAUGAGGAAGCGUACACAUUAUUUCAUAAAAAAAUAAUUGAAUCAGAAAACGAUUUCACUUCUCGCAUUGCAAAACAGGAGGCAGAUACGGAACGUGCACUGAAUUUUGAGCUAAUGAGACUGAAGCUAAACAAUGAGCGUCUUAUUAGAGAGGAAACUGAAAGAAUUUGCAAAAAAAUGCAAGAAACCAGAGAACAACAUCAUCAUGAUAUGAGCGCAUUGCAUGAAUAUAAUUAUGCUGAGCUCAAAGAAAUCCUUCAAGAUAAUUUUAGAUGUGUUAACGAAAAAAGGGAUCUAGAAAAAGCAUCAAUGCCCGUAGUCAAAAAUUCGUCUUGUAAAGUUUCUUACCUUGCUUCGGAUACAUUGAAUAAGGAGUUAGGAGAGGGUUCUGAAUUGCAACUUAAGACAACUAAAUCCGAGUUAGCAGACCGACAGGAAAUACUCACCGAACCUCAAAAGCCAUCAGUGGACAAUAUUGUACGCAAGAGUAACGACACUUCAUCUCAGGAAGCGCAGUCUAAUGAUUUUAACAGGAGGGGUGAGUGCCACAGCAUGCAUGGUAUUUCUUCAGUUGAUGAAAAUGAUCAAUGCACUACUUCACAUGAAACAAACUCGUACGGCCUAUUGCAACAAAGAAAGAAUUGUGAUUUAAAAGCCAUCAUUACAGCGACAUUAAAAGAGGUCAUUGCCGAGUCUCCUCUUGUUUCAUCUUAUCAAUCGGUUAAUAAUCGAAAAUAUCCUUCGAUUGAUCCGUCCAGGCUGAUUCAAUCAACACCGAGUAUUAUUAAUGAUGUGCAAGCCCCACACAUAAAAAAUUUCAUAUUUCCCGCAUCUUUUCAAGAUCAGCACAAGCUUAUUGGGGCUGAGAGUCGUCGGGUACGUGAAGGCUGGAUGUUUGUUACAAAUCAACGUCGGAAUCUUGAAGAGAGACGACAACAACUUAAGUAUACUCGUCAUCAGUGGAAGCAAGAUGUUCUUGAUGCAAAAAAGGAUGGCGUAAAAUCUUCAUCAAGGAGAGGACAGUUGCUCUUUAAGGUGCGUAUGGCGUUGGAGGAACAAGCACAGGGGUUGAAGCAUGAUGAAUGUAUUCUUCAUGAUUCUGAGUUGUGGCUCAAAUCUAAAGAACAAAGGCUGAAAACCCUCGAGGGUCAAUUAAAAGAGCAAGAGAGUUAUCAAAUCCUCAAUGAAAAUUCUUUAAUGAAUUGUAGUAUAGAUACUGCUGGUCUUGUAGCAGAUUUUUUCGAACCUCAACACAAUUCUCCAUCAGAACCCUUGAGGCUUAGUCAACGUUCUCAUUUAGGUAACAUCAAUAUGUUCGAAAGAGGAGACAUAUCACCAAUCCUAUCAAAGUAUCUUAAACAGAUUGAAAAACAUUUAGGAAAGGUCACAUCCAUUGUGAAAAUGCAGAGGCCACAUGAAAAUAUAUCAACCCCCUUCUUAGAUUCCCGAAAAUGCAUUACUCCUACUUAUUCGGUCUCACAAGAUUCAAAAAAAUGUUAUUCUAACUUUAACAUUCAUUCAAAGGAGGCUAAUCUGAAGCAAAUAAUUCACAGUGAUCCAUUAUAG